Messenger RNA from Drosophila nasuta, 409 nucleotides. Its product is annotated as ionotropic receptor 40a-like. The record is from RefSeq and is a predicted model, not a curated record. Bases 129 to 383 code for a protein of 84 amino acids. The transcript has a single exon. NCBI's taxonomy places the organism in Eukaryota, Metazoa, Arthropoda, Insecta, Diptera, Drosophilidae.
CCAUCGAGUGCGUCAACUUGAUUUUCCACCAGCCGGACGAGCUGUCCACACUCAUCCAGGAACGUCGCCUAGCCCAUCGGCUCAGUCUUUUCAUCUUCUACUGGGGCGCCAAGCAGCCGCCCUCUGGGAUGCGUGUUCGCUUCGAGGAGCCAAUGCGUGCGGUGGUCAUCACACGACCCCGGCCCAAGGCAUUUCGCAUCUACUACAACCAGGCAGCACCAACCGGGACGAGUCAGCUGCGUCUGGUCAACUGGUACGAUAGCGACAACCUGGGAUUGCAGCGAACUCCUCUUCUGCCCAGCGCCGCCUCGGUUUAUUCCAAUUUCGAGGGGCGCGUCUUUCGAGUACCCGUUUUUCAUGUGAGUAAACGAAUGAGUAGUUGAGGUUCUAAGAAAUUGAAAGAAAUAUG